GGACAGUAUCACCAGACUGGAUCUUUCCUUAUGCAUUUUACAACCAGGGAACCGCGUUCUGAAUCGGCAGUUUCUGGUUUUGGAAAACCGGAUUCUCAGCCAAACGGAAGAAAGGCUAUAUCAAGAUUUUCAGUGAUUCUUUCAACGCCAAUUUUGGAUAACCAGACCAAAUACACCCCAAUCCCAGUAUUUAUUAGAAAAUGUAUAAGCUGAUUUCACAACCCAAAUCAGAAAACUCUGAUGCUUGCAGCUCUCAAUUCACUUCCAUUGAUGUUCCAUCACAGUUUCUACAGGAAGCUGUUUUUGCUGGAGAUAGGUUUUGGGAGCUUGAAGCUGCUUUUGGACGUGUGGAUGGUGUAUUCAGAACAGCUACAGGCUAUUGUGGAGGGACCCUUAGAAAACCUACCCAUAAAGAGGUCUCUGAAGGCAGAACGGGCCACACCGAAGUCGUAAAAGUCAUCUAUGAUAAGCGAAAGAUUUCAUAUAAAUCGCUUUCCAGUGUCUUCUGGGAAAGCCAUGAUCCCACUAACAAAGAUUAUCUGAGAUUUGGAUUGGACACUCAUUACCGUUCGGCGAUCUUUUACGCCGAUGAAGAGAUGAAGAAACAGACCCAAGAAUCAAAGAUCAGACGCCAAAUGGAGCUCAACCGUCGGAUUGUCACAAAGAUCAUCCCUUACGAUCCAGAUCUCUUCUUCCUCGCAGAAAACCAACAUCAGAAAUAUCAUCUUCAGAAAGAUUACACGUGGCUCUGUGAAAGUCUUAGUCUGCGGAGCACAGAGCAAUUUGUGGACUCGCACGUCGCUUGCAAACUCAAUGGGAUAUUGGCUGGUGAUAAGAAUAUGGUUGUUGAGAGACUGAGGACACUGAUGGAAGGCUGUGAUUUGCCAAAGCAAACCAUGCUGAUUUUGGAAGGAAUAAUAGAAGAUUUAGAGAAAAGAUGAUGAUUAAGAAGCAAACUAAUGCAAUGUUAUUUUAGUAAGUUUUACAUGGGGAGUAAUGAUACAAUGGAAUAUGUAUGUGAACCUUGCCUUUUUGAGACGUUGGCAUCCGCAUCACCUAUCUGGACCGUCCAUUAGGUCCGGUCGUCUAUCUUCAAAGGCCCAUUUGAAAAAGUCACGCUGAUUGGAUGAUCCAAACCAUCCAGUUAGUGCAUGCAAACAUGGAUGGCUGAUAUUGUUUUUAGGGCAAUUAAAUUUCCAUGAUUUUUGCAUUCUAGGGAGCGAAGAGUGGACUGGACCUAAUGGACGGUUCAGAUGGGUGAUGUGAAUGCAAACGACUCUAGAUGGGACUAAGAACAUGGGAGUAUUUCCAUACA
Molecule: messenger RNA, 1315 nt
Organism: Magnolia sinica
Lineage: Eukaryota; Viridiplantae; Streptophyta; Magnoliopsida; Magnoliales; Magnoliaceae
Exons: 5
Coding region: 201-941 (246 amino acids)
Biological process (GO): cellular response to oxidative stress
Cellular component (GO): cytoplasm
Molecular function (GO): peptide-methionine (S)-S-oxide reductase activity
Source: RefSeq, a predicted model, not a curated record